Neohortaea acidophila is the source of this 5251-nucleotide messenger RNA. RefSeq lists its product as uncharacterized. NCBI's taxonomy places the organism in Eukaryota, Fungi, Ascomycota, Dothideomycetes, Mycosphaerellales, Teratosphaeriaceae. The record is from RefSeq and is a predicted model, not a curated record. The transcript has 3 exons. Gene Ontology annotation, cellular component: RQC complex; cytosol. Gene Ontology annotation, molecular function: zinc ion binding; ubiquitin protein ligase activity; ribosomal large subunit binding. Bases 171 to 5018 code for a protein of 1615 amino acids. Gene Ontology annotation, biological process: ribosome-associated ubiquitin-dependent protein catabolic process; rescue of stalled cytosolic ribosome.
CAAGACGCUUAAUCGAUGCAAAGCCGUUCGUUGUCCCUCUCUUUUCGCUCCGACAUUUCGCUCCUCGCGUUGCUGUUGUCUAUAAAUGACCAUGUAAUCCUCGUCCUUCUUUCUCCCCUCCAAAUACCCCAAACCUCUGACUCGUGUAUGCAACGCGAAAUCUGAGCAUCAUGAGCAAGAGACAAUUCAAAUCGCAAGCCAGCAGUGGCCGCGCUGGGUACGUGGCGGGAGGGUUCGGCAGCAGCGCCUUUGCAGCAGGCUCAUCCUCGAUCCUCUCCUACAUUCAAGAACCCUUGGACUACUCCAACAUCACCGAUGCCAACGUCGUGGUGGCGUUUAAGAACCUCUCCAAGAAGGACGACACUACGAAGGCCAAAGCACUGGAAGAAUUGCAGACCUACGUCACUACUACGACUGUCGAUGUUGAAGGAGCCUUUCUGGAUGCAUGGGUCCGAGUAUUCCCCCGGCUUUCCAUCGACAACUCUCGCCGUGUACGCCAGCUCACUCACAUCCUCAACGGUCAUGUAUGCUCCAAAAGCGGCAAACGGACUGCCCCGCACAUGCCUAGAAUCGCUGGCCCUUGGCUCGCUGGUCUCUUCGACAGCGAUCGAGCGGGGGCCAAAGCUGCUUCGGAUGCGCUCCAUCUGGUCUUCAACACUCCGGAGAAAGUGUAUGGCGUCCGCAAAGCCUUUCAGCGUCCAAUCUUGGAGUACUGCCGAGAUGCGGCACUGUAUGAGACCAUUCAAACCCUCAGCGAUCCGCGCACUGUCAACCCAGACGACGCCGAGGCCACUUACGCCCGCAUUGUAGCAACCAGCCUCACAGUCAUCAGCAGCCUCCUCCACGAAUUAGAGCCCGCAGACCUCGAGAAGGAAAUAUCAGUCUAUGAAGAAAUCCUCUCCGAGCCCAAGCUGUGGGAAUUUGUCAAUCAUCCUGAUACCGGCGUUCGGCGAUCCAUGCACCGCUUCAUUCAAGCCGUGCUGGACAGACGGUCGACGCUACUGCAGCCCCAUACGCAAGCGAUUUCCACCGCCUACGUCGACAAAGGCCUGCAUUCAGGUCAAACUGGCUCAGCUCUCGACUACAUUUCAACCCUGGAGUCCCUCACUACGUUCAUGCCCUCGAUCUGGACGGAUGCCUACGCAGGAAAGAAAUCUGCCGUCUCACGCCUGCGUCACUUUGUCAAGCGGGGCUCUCAGUCGGCAUCCGCAGAUUUCUGGAUUUCGCUGGAUCGUCUGUUAUCAAGCAUCCCUGCUACUGUCAUGCCGUCAGACCCCAAGGAUAUCUCCGAUCUCCUGUCUGCAGCGCGUACCGGCGUUUCGAGGAGAGAGGAGCGGCAGAAUGCCUCCACGGCUUGGCCAACUUACCUGGACUUCGCCUCACUGUUGACAUCACCUCUUCAGCAGGCCGAAGCUGAGGCUGUUCUUGAUUCUCACGUUUUGCCACUGGUACGAGAGUAUCUCCAUCCUCAGUCAGAGACUGCAGAGUGGAGUAUCGCUGGGGCUCAUGCGACUGCUGUUCUUCCAAAGGUUCUCAAGAUCACCAAGGCUUUGCCACUCAUACAAACAGAGUGGCCGAUCCAGGCAGAGAAGUUGCUGGAACUUGCACGAGUCUCGCAACCAGAGCAGUCGAAAGAUUUCAAAAAGUCGCAGGAUCACGUUGCAGCCUGUGGCGCUCGCUGGGCUGGGUUGCAAAAGCUGUUCUGGAGUGACGCAUCUGGUCAUGGACUACAGCAAUGCUUUAUUGCCAUAAGCAAUACAGCCCUGGCGACGUGUAUCGGCCUUCUGCGAUCUCGCAACGGAAAGCCUUACGGCGCGGCCGGGAUUGUCGACCAUCUUCUUCAUACGUGCGGCAAACAAGUGAUGCAAGACAAAGCGUUCCGAGAGGCGUAUCUGGAAUUUGCAGCAGACGACCUGCCAGAUAUGAUGUUCGCUCCCGCCCAGGCACACCUGGUUCAUGGCCUGUAUGCGAUCAGCUCAGACACGAAAUUCCCCGCUGCCUUCACACGUCUCCUCAGCUCCAUUCUGGAUGUGGCCGAAGACGACGCUGCCAAGUUGGAUGCUCUUCGGGUUGUGUUUAUUGCGAGCACCCCGAGCGAGGGUGUGGCGGCUGCCAAAGGGUCACAGCCUCUCCAAGAUUUCUUCAUCCACAGCUCUGCUGAUGAAACACAAGGAGAUUUUGGAGCUUUGUUCGCGGAUCUCGUCGAGCUUGGUGUGCUUACCGACUCCACGUCGGAUACAAUCCUCUCAAGGCUUACGCAGUCGCUCACGACGGCGAACCAUGCCGCGACAGCGUUGCCGGUCAUCGGCCUUCUACAACAAUCCAGUCCACGAACGGUCACCAGAUUCAUGUCGAAGCAUGAUGGGCCUGGCAGUGAAUUGAUCCCGAACCUACUCCGACUGGAGCAAUCCCCAGACGAUAGCGUCGCCGAUAAAGCUCACGAGCUUUCUGCCAAGCUAUCGUCUUCUGUGAAUGGCCCGCCGGUUCAAAGUCGAUAUCAGGUCGUCCUACAACAUCUGGAGCAAAUUUCUCCAGCCUCGCUACCAAUUGACGCCGUUAUGGAGCUGGCCAAUCGACUCAUUGGCCCGGAUCAGAAGUCGACGCACAUCUCAGACCUCUUACCAUCGCUGAAUGUCUGGAUUUUGGCUGUCAAGAGUGUUGUCCGGGCUCCAAACGCUGCACUGGCGCUCACAAGCCCCUUUGGGGGUGCUGUCCAUUUUCUGAACAACACUCAUGCUUCCUCGAAAGCUGUGCAAUUCGACACCGAGGGCCUCUCACAAGCGUUGCGCAUCUCGGUCUACAUCGCCAAGUUCUUCUCGAGCUCUGGUGCGCUUGAGCAGCUUGGUGAGGAGAAGAGCAUGAUUUUGGCUCUACUCCGAACUAUGGUAUACAUUGCAGAAGACAACGUCAGCCUCCCCGGGACGAACGAACUAUGGAACGCUCGACAUAACACUCAAGCCGAGGACACCGCCUUGGAGUUUAUCACUGAAGCCAACAAGCUUCUGAGUGGUUAUGACGCGGACAUCACGCUCACCUUGGAUUCCGAUGCACCGGACUUUACCGCCCUGGAAAGACUGCGAGAGGGCGAGGAUGCGCUAUCGCCAAUGUUGUACUACACAUGGCUUGCCUACGCUCAGAGCAUGACAAAUGCAUUCGAGGUCCAUGGCUUCUCGAGCACGCAAAGUCAAGAAGGCGAAAAGGUGCUCGAAGAGCGUAUUUCCCAGAAGCAGCUGCUGCCGUUGACUGCGUGCGUGCUGGGGUUGCGACAGCCGCUCACCAGCAGCCAGAGGUUGAACAAAUGGUGCAACGGCCUGAUUUCGGACUUGACCAGUGUCGAUACCCUGCACGAACAGAAAGCACUUGAGCAACUCAUCCUCCUCAACACCAUCCUCGAUACCCAAGAAGAGAUUACGACGGGGAUUGCGAAGCAGCGCCUUGUGUUCCUCCUCAAAGCAAUGACACAGUGGCUAGGCAAAUCACUGUUGGGAGGUCAUGGUGAAACUGUAUCAACGGCACUCAAAACCGAAAUGUUCAAAGCCAUGGCGAAGCUUCUGCCUGCAAUGCACGACCUCUAUGGUGAGCGCUGGGAGGAAGUUUUGACCGCCUUGAUUGCUUGCUGGGGUACGGAUCUGACCACGGACAACGAGACGCCAAUUUCCGGGGAGAACAUUGUCCUGAUGAACGGCACACUCAAACUCCUCGGCACGCUGAGAAGAAUGGCAAAAUCCGAGGAUGCAAAUGACGAUUUGGUCGAAGCACUGCAGAAAGAGGAUGAGCAAAUUCGUCGCGAGCUCAUCCGCCUGCUCCUAGAGGCGAACGGCAAUCACGACGAGACGAACCAGCCGCUAUUGAUUACUCACGAGCUGUUGGCUCGACAAUUGGCCUCGCUGCCAUAUAAACCCAUCCAACAGGCGGACGAGCUCUACACACUACUCAACAGUGCUUCGCGUCCCGUCAUGCAGGCGGGCUUCGACCUGCUGCACCAACACAUUCCCGCGGCCCAAGAGCAGAUCUCCUUUGAUGCCGCGCUUGAGAACAAGACUGCUCAGUUGCCUGACGAGCUGCUCUCGCUUAUUCUGGAAGCUCCCACCAUCGACUCGCUUGCCGAUGCCUCGUUCGAUCGCAUGAUGCCGCUGUCGCUGCAAGGUUACUUGUUCAGCUGGCGACUGGUAUUCGACCACUUUGUCGGGUCCAGCUUCCGAGUCAGGAGCGACUAUAUCGAGCAGCUCAAGGGCGAUGGGUAUCUGACGGGCUUACUGGAUCUGACUUUUGAUCUUCUCGGCCAUACUACCGGGAAGCCGACGGACGUGUCGAAAUUCGACCUACAGACGUACGUUGCCGAUGUCGAGCCUAGCCCCGAGAAGGAUGUCCAGUGGCUGCUGGCGCAUCUGUAUUUUCUGGCUCUGUCUCAUCUUCCAAACCUGGUCAAGACUUACUACCUCAACCUCACGUCCCGACAGACACCGCCUGCGAUUGAAUCGUGGACGGCAAAGUACUUCAGCCCCUUGCUCGUCAACGCGGCACUGGAGAGCGUGGCAGAGUGGUCGGAGAAGACCGUGAAGACGGAUGCAGAGUACGAGCACAUGACGGUGAAAGUGGGCAUGCGCAGCAAAGAAGUGCACAUCGGAUAUCUUGUCGACGAGCAGACAAUGGCCAUCAAAGUCAUCCUGCCCGACGCCUACCCACUGGCCUCCGCCCAAGUGGUCGGCAUCAACCGGGUAGCAGUCAAGGAAGAAAAAUGGCAAAGCUGGCUCCGCGGCUGCCAGGGCGUCAUCACGUUCUCCAACGGCAGCAUCAUCGACGGCCUGACAGCCUGGCACAAGAACGUGGUGGGCGCGCUGAAGGGCCACACGGAGUGCGCCAUCUGCUACUCCAUCAUCAGCGCGGCCAAGGAGCUGCCGGCGAAGCGGUGCAUGACGUGCAAGAACAUCUUCCACGCCAGCUGCUUGUUCAAGUGGUUUCGCACGAGCAAUGCGAGCACGUGUCCGCUGUGCAGGACGCAGUUUAGUUACAAUUAGGGGGGUGGGGGGAAGUCUUGAGAUGAAAGUGGGCGGAAGGAUGGCGAAGGAGGGUGGUGUUUGCGCUCGAGGAAUUGGAACUGCCGAGAUUUGGAAUUUCGGCAUGAUUUCAAUGGCGGCAGAGUUGUCGGAGAUUGGACGGUUCCAAUGGAAUGGUAAAGUAUGGAUAUAUAUAUAACGUUGGAGUGCAGCAGAGGAAGACGUAAUGAUGAAAAGCAGAUUCGAUGGACGUG